CUGCUGUGUCCCGCCGCCGUGUCUCCCUUCUCCCCACUUCAUUCAUCUCCUGCUGCAUUUCCGUCGAGCCUCGACUCGAGUCGGACUGGAUUGAAGAAUUAACUGACUGUUUAGCUAAUUGAUCUCUCCCUGCGCGCCGUCCGCGAGGUGUGCGCUCUCCCAAGAUGGCGACCGUCACCAUGACUAUGCCGCCACCCCCCAAAUCGAAGAAGAAUGCCAAACUCCCUCCGGAGAACGAACGGUUCAUGAGAGCUUGUUCCGAUAUUGCCAAUGCUCUGAUCCAGGAGUACGAGGCCCAGCGCGAUCCGAAGAAGCCCAAGAGAGAUAUCAACCUGAACAAACUGCGGGGUCAAGUCGCCAAAAAGCAUGCCUUGGCCACCCAGCCCCCGUUGACGGCCAUCAUUGCGGCCGUCCCUGAACACUACAAGAAAUACAUUCUGCCCAAGUUGAUUGCAAAGCCGAUCAGAACAUCCUCUGGUAUCGCCGUCGUCGCGGUCAUGAGCAAACCCCACCGUUGUCCCCAUAUCGCAUACACCGGAAACAUUUGCGUCUACUGCCCUGGUGGCCCGGACUCCGAUUUCGAGUACUCUACGCAGUCCUAUACCGGAUAUGAACCCACGUCGAUGCGUGCGAUCCGCGCCCGUUACGACCCGUUUGAGCAGGCCCGCGGUCGAGUGGACCAGAUCAAGUCUCUCGGUCACAGUGUGGACAAGGUGGAAUACAUUAUCAUGGGUGGAACGUUCAUGUCCCUUCCGGAGGACUACCGUGAAUCGUUUGUGGCCCAGCUGCACAACGCGCUGAGUGGGUAUCAGACGGACAAUGUCGAUGAAGCGGUUCAGGCUGGUGAGAUGAGCAAUGUGAAGUGUGUCGGUAUCACGAUCGAAACGAGACCCGACUACUGUCUUGAUCAACACUUGAGCAGCAUGCUCCGCUACGGAUGCACGCGACUGGAGAUCGGUGUCCAGAGUCUGUACGAGGAUGUCGCCCGAGACACGAACCGUGGCCACACUGUUGCGGCCGUUGCCGAGACGUUCAAGCUUGCGAAGGAUGCUGGAUUCAAGGUAGUCAGUCACAUGAUGCCUGAUCUGCCCAACGUGGGCAUGGAGCGUGAUCUGUUCCAGUUCCAGGAGUACUUCGAGAACCCGGCUUUCCGGACGGAUGGUCUGAAGAUCUACCCCACGCUGGUUAUCCGUGGAACUGGUCUCUACGAGCUCUGGCGGACGGGUCGCUACAAGAACUACACUCCGAACGCGCUGAUCGACUUGGUCGCCCGUAUCCUUGCGCUGGUCCCCCCGUGGACCCGUAUCUAUCGUGUGCAGCGUGAUAUCCCCAUGCCCCUGGUGACCUCGGGUGUGGAGAACGGCAACCUGCGCGAGCUCGCCUUGGCGCGCAUGAAGGACUUUGGAACCACUUGCCGCGAUGUGCGCACCCGUGAAGUGGGUAUCAACGAAGUCAAGAACAAGAUUCGCCCUUCGCAGGUCGAGCUGAUUCGCCGUGACUACACGGCCAACGGUGGCUGGGAAACGUUCCUUGCCUACGAGGACCCGAAGCAGGAUAUCCUGAUCGGCCUGCUGCGACUGCGCAAGUGCAGCCCGACCCACACCUUCCGGCCCGAGUUCACGGGUCAGCAGACCAGUAUUGUGCGUGAGCUGCAUGUGUACGGAUCUGCGGUUCCUCUGCACGGGCGUGACCCGCGCAAGUUCCAGCAUCGCGGAUUCGGAACCUUGCUCAUGGAAGAGGCCGAGCGCAUUGCUCGCGAGGAGCACGGCAGCCAGAAGAUCAGCGUUAUCUCCGGUGUUGGUGUACGCAGCUACUACGCGCGUCUCGGCUACACCCUGGACGGGCCGUACAUGUCCAAGAUGCUGGACCCGAUCGAGGACGAGGAGUUUUAGCGAAUGUCUUAUGAAUGAUGCGCACGGAUUUACAAGUUAUCCUGGAUAUUAAAAAGUUCUUUUCAUAUCUGCAUGCGGCGUUGCAGGGGUUCCAUCCAGACAGGAGGCUGUCUAUUUCUUCGGCAUAUUCGGGGCAGUAGCGAAUCGGUAUAUACCAAGGGCGGAUUAGAAAUUGCAUUGUACAUACACGGCCAAGCCGAUUGCUAGGAUCAUUGAUGAAUACAUUCACAUGAGCUGUUACCUGAUCGCACAGGUAUAUCAGCUGACACUAG
Molecule: messenger RNA, 2164 nt
Organism: Aspergillus ibericus CBS 121593
Lineage: Eukaryota; Fungi; Ascomycota; Eurotiomycetes; Eurotiales; Aspergillaceae
Product: Elongator subunit ELP3
Exons: 2
Coding region: 165-1892 (575 amino acids)
Biological process (GO): tRNA wobble base 5-methoxycarbonylmethyl-2-thiouridinylation
Cellular component (GO): elongator holoenzyme complex; nucleus; cytoplasm
Molecular function (GO): iron-sulfur cluster binding; acyltransferase activity, transferring groups other than amino-acyl groups
Source: RefSeq, a predicted model, not a curated record